Hemibagrus wyckioides is the source of this 1536-nucleotide messenger RNA. RefSeq names its product linkage group 11 C7orf57 homolog (gene lg11h7orf57). NCBI's taxonomy places the organism in Eukaryota, Metazoa, Chordata, Actinopteri, Siluriformes, Bagridae. The record is from RefSeq and is a predicted model, not a curated record. The transcript has 8 exons. The coding region runs from base 122 to 751 and encodes 209 amino acids.
GUUCAGCAGCGCUGCAGUAGGUUUGCGGCGACGAAGCGCAGAGUGGAGCCUUCGUCAGGAGGAGACGCUAACAGUCCGCUCUUCCACACCGGUCCUGCGAUCAAUCUCUAAAACAUCAGCCAUGUCUACAGAGCCCAACUACCGCCGGACUAAACCCGGAAUGAAAGCCAGCGUUCCUAAUUCGAACGGUGCCGCUGGUCCCGCAUCACAGAUCCCCGGUCUGUCCCAGAGUGCUGACACGGCACCGGUGGAGAAGAGCAAGGGCAGGAGAGUCGGAAUUCAGGCCACCGACUCUGACUACGUUAAACUCGCCAAGCAAGGAGGCCACAAGGGUUUGUUGUCCUACGACCCUGAGGCCACCAGCCCCGAUUCAGGAUCCCCCCAAGGCUCUGAUUUCCUCUCUAUCGAUAACCAAAGCCAGGGUAAAGCGUCCUCGCAGAAGCUGGUGCCCCCGUUUGGGACCGAUGAAUGCGCAGCAUGGGACAAUGACUCUGGUGCUGGCAAAGAAAAGAAGUCUCCGGUCGGACAGGCCGCUCAGGAGAUGCAGAAGCUCUCGCUGAGCCAGAAGGACAUCGAGGAGGCCAACAAGUACAAGAGGAUUUCACAUAAUAAGAUGGCCACUGCUCCGGUCGACAUGUCCAAGCUGUUGAGCUUUGGGUACAUGGAGGAGAAGAAGUCUGCUGAUGACGACGCAUCAAGUAUGAUGUCAGAGCAGGUGAGCACUGUCGCCCCGGAGGACGAGCUGGAGUAAAAAGCGUCGGAGGAAAUGACUCGGAAGCCGUGCGAGUUUCCAGCCCAGCGUCCUUCUUCCUUCUGUUCUUCACUCUAUUUAUGCAAAUUUCUUUUAGUCGUCGUUCUCUUCUAAAAAAAAAAAAAAAAAAAUCGUGCUUACAUAUCUAAUGGUGCUUGUGAUCCUUGAAAUUAAAAAUUUAAAAACUUAAGUGCUAUUUGUAAACCUUAAUAAGAAUCACUCGAAACUCGCAGCACAACGUGAAGCCUUCUAGGUAACGGCCACAGCUUCGGUCCAGAACACAGAACCUUUUCUUUCUUUCUUUCUUUCUUUCUUUCUUUUUUAUUCACUUGCAAUACGCAUAGUUUAUUUAUUUGCUUCUAUUUUUUUUUGUUGUUGUUGUUCAACUGAAAAGAAGCCCAUUAGCUCCUGGUGUUGCCAAGCUGCAGCCACUGAAAGAGCCUUGGUUUUUCUCCACCACAUGUCUGCAAACGCGUGCCAAACCCUCGUCACGUCACCACCACACUGCAAGCCCGUUAGUGUCCGGAGCUUUCUCUAGGGGUUCAGGGAGCUUGCGCUCGUGAAUGUGUUGCUGUUGUUUGUUUUUUUUUUCGAUGUUACGGUAAAUUUUAAAACAAAACGAAAAGAAAAAUGCUGUUUUUUUUUGUUUUCUUAGAUUCAGGUGCAGUAGACGUGCAGAGUACAGAGAGUUUUAACUCCAUAACGUUUUUUUUCCGUCUCGUUAAAAAUGUUUACAUUCAAUGUUGAUGGAUAAUAGAUGAAUAAAAUAUGCAUGUGCAUGGACA